AUGUCAGAAAGAUUGCCUCUUGCAUCAAUACAGGAAACUACCUGUCAUGCAGCAUUUCCAGAACCCAGAACUACUGCAGCGAGAAUUUCACGUUCAGAAGUUCUGAGCUUGCUUAAGGAUGAGACGAGGAAAGGGGCCGAGUCGGAUUACGUCCUGGUGGAUUUGAGAAGGGCGGAUCAUGAGGGUGGCACAAUAUCAACUUCCAUAAACUUGCCCGCCCAAAGCCUCUCCCCUUCUAUUCCCGUUCUCUAUACCAUUUUUAAAAAUGCCGGCACCAAGAAGGUCAUAUGGUAUUGUGGCUCAUCUGCCGGACGGGGAACACGCGCAGGAGGCUUGUUUGCGGACUACAUUACGGAGAAGGAAGGCGAGGGGCCCCAGAGGAUUCAGAGUUUGGUCCUGGAGGGGGGGAUUAAGGGUUGGGUGGGCGCCGGGCCAGAAUACGUGGAGAGAGUGGACGGAUAUGAGGCGUCCGUCUGGAAUAGUACUGAGUGA
Molecule: messenger RNA, 492 nt
Organism: Paracoccidioides brasiliensis Pb18
Exons: 3
Coding region: 1-492 (163 amino acids)
Cellular component (GO): nucleus; cytoplasm
Molecular function (GO): protein tyrosine phosphatase activity
Source: RefSeq, a predicted model, not a curated record